GUCCUGGAAGGGAUGUAGUGAAUGCCCCUACGCGGAGUCGGUUACCCCGCUUCCUGUUGACGUGAAUCUCUACAUUCCCGCUCCGAAGAAGCCACAGAUACGAACAGCUUGCCGGGCCAUUUCCUGGAAACAUGCUCACCCAGCGGUCUUGAUCACACAGCUUCGUGAAAACUCCUUCGAGAAUGUCCAGCUCAAGCUACCCUCCAAACCAAGGAGCGUUCAGCACAGAACAGAGCCGUUACCCGGCGCAUUCAGUCCAGUACACAUUUCCCAGUGGCCGGCACCAGCAGGAGUUCGCGGUCCCUGAUUUUCGCGCUUCUCACUUGGAAGUCAGCCAAGGUACCCAGCUUCUACAGCAGCAGCAGCAGCAGCUCCGUCGGCGCCCCUCUCUGCUGUCCGAAUUCCACCCUGGCUCGGACCGGCCUCAGGAGAGGAGAUCUGGGUAUGAGUCACAGUUCCACCCCGGCCCUUCGCAAACCGAUCAUGACUCGCUGGAUUCCAAGAGGCCGCGCCUGGACCAAGUUUCUGAUCCUCAUUACCAGCGGGUCAGUGCUGCUGCGGUCCUGCCCUUGGCCCACCAGCUCCAAGAGGGGCUGCGGUCAUCUGACCUCAAGAAGGAGCCAGUUUUUGGAGGCAAGCAUGAAGGCCCUCCGUCGCCGAUGUCGAGUCAGUCGUGCGGAGAGGACCAGAAUGCUUCUCCGUCCAAGUUGUCAAAGGAAGAGCUGAUCCAGAGCAUGGAUCGGGUAGACAGGGAGAUUGCCAAAGUGGAACAGCAGAUCCUCAAACUGAGGAAAAAACAGCAACAGCUCGAGGAAGAAGCAGCAAAACCGCCUGAACCAGAGAGGCCUGUCUCCCCUCCUCCUGUCGAGCAGAAGCAUCGCAGCAUCGUCCAGAUAAUCUACGAUGAGAAUCGGAAAAAGGCAGAGGAAGCUCAUAAGAUUUUCGAAGGGCUGGGCCCCAAGGUGGAGCUGCCUCUUUACAACCAGCCUUCAGACACAAAAGUGUACCAUGAAAACAUCAAAACGAACCAAGUUAUGAGGAAAAAACUCAUCUUGUUUUUCAAGAGGCGGAAUCAUGCCAGGAAGCAAAGGGAGCAGAAGAUCUGCCAGCGCUACGACCAACUAAUGGAAGCAUGGGAGAAGAAGGUGGACCGGAUUGAGAAUAACCCCCGCAGGAAGGCCAAGGAAAGCAAAACACGGGAGUAUUACGAGAAGCAGUUCCCCGAGAUCCGGAAGCAGCGGGAACAGCAGGAGCGAUUCCAAAGUAAUGAUCGAGCAGGAUGCCUUUUUAGGACUCUGUAUGAUUCCUUUGCUUCUUCCUGUAACACCCGGAAGCAAGUGAUUUCCACGAUGGUUGGCCAAAGGGGGACUGGCCUUUCGGCCACCAUCGCUCGGAGCGAACACGAAAUCUCGGAGAUCAUCGAUGGGCUGUCAGAGCAGGAGAAUAAUGAGAAACAAAUGCGCCAGCUCUCGGUCAUUCCUCCCAUGAUGUUUGAUGCAGAACAGAGGCGCGUGAAGUUUAUCAACAUGAACGGGCUGAUGGAGGAUCCCAUGAAAGUGUACAAGGAUCGGCAGUUCAUGAAUGUCUGGACCGAUCAUGAGAAGGAGAUCUUUAAAGAAAAGUUUGUCCAGCAUCCUAAGAACUUCGGCCUCAUUGCUUCCUAUUUAGAAAGAAAGAAUGUUCCAGACUGUGUCUUGUAUUAUUACUUGACCAAGAAAAACGAAAACUACAAGGCCCUGGUGCGACGGAACUACGGCAAGCGGCGGGGGAGGAACCAGCAACAAAUCGCACGUCCUUCUCAAGAAGAAAAAGUCGAAGAAAAAAUAGAGGAGGAGAAGGCAGAGAAAACUGAGAAAAAGGAGGAGGAAAAAAGAGAUGAGGAGGAAAAAGACGAAAAAGAAGAGUCCAAGGAAAAUAUCAAAGAGAAGGAGAAGGUCGAAGCGCCACCCGAGGAGCCCGAGGAAAGGGAGCCCGCCGCUCCGAGAGGGCGAAAGACCGCCAACAGCCAAGGCCGGCGGAAAGGCCGGAUCACCCGGUCGAUGACCAACGAAGCAGCAGCGGCUAACGCUGCUGCAGCCGCCGCAGCCGAAGAGCCACCGCCUCCACUGCCUCCCCCGCCAGAGCCAUCUUCCGCGGAGCCUGUGGAGACCUCUCGCUGGACAGAAGAAGAGAUGGAAGUUGCAAAAAAAGGGCUGGUGGAACACGGGCGCAACUGGGCGGCCAUUGCCAAGAUGGUGGGGACAAAGAGCGAAGCCCAGUGCAAGAACUUCUACUUUAACUACAAACGGAGGCACAACCUGGACAGCCUUCUUCAGCAGUACAAGCAAAAGUUAUCGCGAAGGCCACGCGAGGAGCGGGAAGUUUCCCAGUGCGAGAGCGUGGCGUCCACCGUCUCCGCACAGGAGGACGAGGACAUCGAGGCCUCCAAUGAGGAGGAGAAUCCCGAAGACAGUGAAGGUGCUGAAAACAGUUCCGAUACUGAAAGCGCGCCAUCUCCUUCUCCGGCAGAGGUUUCCAAACCUUCAGAGGAUGCCCCUCCGGAGAGCAGCUCUUCCCGGAUCACCACCGAUGUGGCGGCUGAGCAGGACUCUGCCAUUAAACCAGCCCCCAGCGCCUCCCCUCCCUCGGCAGCCCAGAGCACGAAGCCGGCUGAGAGCGAAAGCGCCGAGCUGCAGGUGAAGGAGGAAGCCAAGUCGGAGGUGGAGGAGCUGAUGGAGACGGAGAGCAGGAUCUCGCUGGUCGACACCAAGCCCAUCCUCAGCCUUGCCGCCAGCGCCAAAGCGGAGCCUGUGGAGGUCGACACCAAGCCCCCCGGAGACAUUCAAGUGAAGGUGGAAAACGAGGCCAAAGAGAGGGAAGAGGACAUGCCUAAAGAGAAGCUGGAGCCGGAGGGGGUGGACUUCAGCUCGGGCCACCCGGCCAACGCCCAGAGGAUGGAGCCCAGCUCGGACAACGACUCAAGCGCCACUUGCAGUGCAGAUGAAGAGGUGGACGGAGAACCCGAGAGGCAGAGGAUCUUUGCAAUGGACUCAAAGCCUUCCCUGUUAAAUCCCACCGGACCGCUGCUGGUAUCGUCUGCAAUUAAACAAGGGCCAAUGGAUCUACAGCAGCUUCAGCACCGGGCAGCCGUCAUACCACCAAUGGAACGACUGCCCAUGAUUCCUGGCUUCCCCACCAGCGGCUACACACUCCUCCACCAGCACAUCAAGGCCAUGCACAAGUCCAGCGUGCUAGAGGAGCAGCAGCGCCAGAGACAAGAGCAAAUGGAGGUGGAUUUCCGGAGGUCCUCCAGCCCCUGCGGUUCUUCCAAGAGCCCAAAUGUCGAGUGGGAUGCAAAGACAGUUGCCUAUAUGCCUUACGCUGAAGUAAAGCGUGCCAUGGAUCAGGAAGCCCAGAUGCAAAACGCAGUGGCCAGAUCAGGCUCACCCUAUCGCCUGUCUCCACGGGAGGUGAACAAGGCUUCUCCACAACCGGACAUGAACGCCACCCGCUACAGCGUCCCGCCAGUCCUCCAGCCAGCUCCCCAUCAAGUCAUCACGAAUCUCCCUGAAGGGGUCCGACCCCCACCAACACGGCCCACGAGGCCUCCCCCACCUCUGAUUCCAUCCUCCAAAACGGUGGUGCCUUCGGAGAAACCGUCCUUCAUCAUGGGAGGCUCCAUUUCGCAAGGAACACCGGGCACUUAUCUGUCCCACGGCCAGAGUUCUUACAGCCAGGAACCAGCCAAGCCAUCUGGCGGAUCCAUUUCCCUCGGCCUGCCCAGGCAGCAGGAUUCCAAGUCAGCUUCCCUGCCCUACAUCAAGCAAGAAGAGUUUUCUCCCCGGAGCCAGAAUUCGCAGCCCGAAGGCCUGUUGGUAAGAGCUCAACACGAGGGAGUCGUUCGAGGUACAGCCACCAUCCAGGAAGGGAGUAUCACCCGAGGGACCCCCGCCAGCAAAGUUUCCAUGGAAGCGAUGCCAGCCUUGCGAGGGUCCAUCACUCAGGGAACGCCAGCCCUGCCGCAGCCUGGGAUUCCAGCUGAUGUCUUGCUGAAGGGAACAAUCACCCGGCUGGCCACAGAGGACAGCAGCCCGGAGAAGGGCCGGGAGGAGGCUGGAGCCUCCAAAGGCCACGUCAUUUAUGAGGGCAAGAGCGGGCACAUCAUCACCUAUGAUGCCAUUAAGAAUGUCCGGGAGGGAACCCGGAGCCCAAGGACUGCUCAUGAGAUGGGCCUGAAAAGGACGUAUGAAGCCAUGGAAGGAAAUAUCAAACAGGGAAUGUCAAUGAGAGAAUCUCCUGUCUCGGCACCUUUAGAAGGGUUAAUCUGCCGGGCGGUGCCUCAGGGCAGCCCCCACUCCGAUAUGAAGGAGAGGACCGUGCUGUCAGGCUCCAUAAUGCAAGGCACCCCACGAGCUACUGCUGAGAACUACGAAAUAGGACUCAAGUAUCCAAAGAUCAAGAGGGAGUCUCCUCCCAUGCGAACUUUUGAGGGGGCCAUCACCAAGGGCAAACCAUAUGAUGGGGUCACCACAAUCAAGGAGAUGGGGCGCUCCAUCCAUGAAAUUCCCCGGCAGGACCUGUUGAAUCAAGAAAGCCGGAAGACCCCUGAAAUAGUUCCUAAUGUCCGGCCCAUCAUUGAGGGCUCCAUCUCUCAGGGUACACCCAUCAAGUAUGAAAGCAGUUCUUGCCAGUCGGCCAUCAAACACAACGUCAAGUCCUUGAUCACCGGCCCAAGCAAGCUGUCAUCGCGAGGAAUGCCGCCCAUGGAGAUGGUGCCUGAGAACGUGAAAGUGGUGGAGCGAGGGAAGCACGAAGAUGCCAAGUCUGGAGAAAUACGUUCUCGCCACACCUCGGUGGUCAGCUCAGGGCCCUCUGUCCUACGGUCCACACUCCACGAGGCUCCAAAGUCCCAAGUGAGUCCCGGGAUCUAUGAGGACACCAACGCAAGGAGGACCCCUGUGAGCUAUCAGAGCAUGUCCAGAAGUUCUCCCAUGAUGAACCGAGCAGCAGAAGGCAACCUUCCUUCAGGAAAGCCCUUGAAUCACGAGAGGAAGUCCACUUUGACGCCAACGCAACGGGAGAGUGUCCCCGCCAAAUCUCCAGUCCCAGGGGUGGAUCCUGUGGUGACUCACAGCCCGUUUGACCCCCACCACCGAGGGGCUGCUCCAGAGGUUUACAGGAGCCAUCUUUCUCCUCACCUGGACCCAGCCAUGCAGUUCCACAGAGCUUUGGACCCCACAACUGCCUACAUGUUCCAGCGGCAGCUCUCGCCCACACCCGGCUACCCCAGCCAAUACCAGCUCUACGCCAUGGAGAACACCCGGCAGACCAUCCUCAACGACUACAUCACCUCCCAGCAGAUGCAAGUCAACUUGCGCCCUGACAUCGCGCGGGGGCUGUCCCCCCGGGAGCAGACAUUGGCUCUUCCCUACGCAGGAGCCAGAGGAAUCAUCGACCUGAACAGCAUGGCUCCUACCAUCUUGGUGCCACAUCCCGGAGGGCCGAGCACACCCCCAAUGGAGAGAAUCACGUACAUCCCCGGGACUCAGCUGGCCUUCCCAACCAGGCCUUACAACCCUUCCUCCAUGUCUCCAGGGCACCCUUCUCACCUGCCGGCCUCUGUGGUGGCCAGUGCGGAGAGGGAGAGGGAGAAAGAGCGGGAGCGGGAGCGAAUCUCGUCCACUCCCACGGACCUCUACCUGCGCCCAGGCACCGAGCAGCCAGGGAGACCAGGCAGCCACGGUUACGUCCGCUCGCCGUCGCCUUCGGUCCGGAACCAGGAGAACAUCCUCCAGCAACGGCCCAGCAUUUUCCAAGGCUCCAACGGGACGAGUGUCAUCACCCCGCUGGACCCUGCCGCCCAGCUGCGCAUUAUGCAGCUGCCCCCUGGCGCUCCCUCCAUCAACCAAGGGUUGCCAGCUUCACGCUACAGCACUGCGGCCGACGCGCUGGCUGCUCUGGUGGAUGCUGCGGCGUCCGCUCCACAGAUGGAAGUGGCCAAGUCCAAGGAGGGCAAACACGAUGGGGGGCGGAUAGAGGAGAAUCCGGGGCGCAGGUCUGCAGUGGUGAGCGAGCAGCAGCAGCAGCAGCAGCAAAUGGAGCAGAAGGCGCUGGAGGGGGAGAAGAGGGGCCCCCCCGGCCCCUACACCUCAUCGGCGUCGGCGCCUUUUUCAAGCAGCAAAUCCCAGAACCCGCCUUCUUCUGCCAUCUAUUCCGAGGCCGGGAAGGACAAAGGCCCGCCCUCCAUAUCUAAGUACGAGGAGGAGCUGCGCACACGUGGGAAGACCACCAUCACAGCAGCCAACUUCAUCGACGUGAUCAUCACGCGGCAGAUUGCCUCCGACAAGGAUGCCCGCGACCGUGGCUCUCAGAGCUCAGAUUCCUCCGGCAGCCUGUCCUCCUCUUCGCACCGAUACGAAACGUCUAGAGAUGCGAUUGAAGUGAUCAGCCCUGCUAACUCGCCUGUCCCCUCUCAGGAAAAGAUGCCUCCUUACCAACAGGAACCUCCCAAAAUGAAUCAAGGAGAAAGAGACUGCAGCCGCCAGUACGAGGGGCCGAGUCAUCCUUACAGACCUCCACAAGAUUCGCCUUCGCCACAGCAACAGCCGCCCCAGCAGCCGCCGCCGCCACCGGCCCCUCCGCCUGCCCAGGGUGAAGGAAUGGGGCCCGUGCCCCGGACUCACCGCCUGAUCACCCUGGCUGACCACAUCUGUCAAAUCAUCACGCAGGACUUUGCUCGCAGCCAGACUUCCACCCAGCCUUCCCUUCCGACUGCCACAAGCACAUUCCAAACCUCUGCUCUGACGUCCGUCGCGCCGACAAACCGGGUCAAGGCUUCGAACCGCUACAGUCCCGAAAUCCAGGUGCAGGCUGCUCCCCACCAGCGUCCGGGGCCCCGAAUGUCCCCCGAAAACAUCUCUGACAAAAGCAGGGGAAGGCUUGGGAAGUCCCCCGAGAGAAGCCAUGUUUCCUCGGAGUCGUACGAGCCAAUCUCCCCACCCCAGGCUCCGGCGGUGCAUGAGAAACAAGAGAACUUCCUGUUGCUGUCGCAGAGAUCAGAGCCUUCGGAACAGAGCAGGACAGACUCCCGUUCUCCCGGCAGCAUUACUUACCUGCCUUCCUUCUUCACCAAACUGGAGAACACCUCGCCGAUGGUGAAGUCUAAGAAGCAGGAGAUAUUUCGCAAGCUGAACUCAUGCAGUGGAAGUGACUCCGAAAUGGCAGCUGCUCAGCCUGGGACAGAAAUAUUUAACUUGCCAGCAGUCACCACCUCAGGUGCAGUGAGUGCCAGAGGCCCUUCCUUGGCCGAUCCCGCCAGCAACCUGGGUCUGGAGGACAUCAUCCGCAAAGCCCUGAUGGGCAGUUUUGAUGACAAAGGGGAGGACCAUGCUCUGGUCAUGGCGCAGCCCAUGGGGCUGGUGCCCAGCGGCUCCAGCGCCUCGCUACCAGCAAGCAGCGAAACCCGGAGGGAGGAAGCCAGUCCAUCUCCCAAUCCAGGUGGGGGAGUCAGCAAGCAGAAGCUGAUGGGCAAAUCUGGCAGCAGGAAGUCCAAGUCCCCAAUUCCUGGUCAAGGCUACCUGGGAACAGAGCGGCCUUCCUCGGUCUCCUCGGUGCAUUCGGAAGGAGACUAUCACCGGCAGACCCCCGCGUGGUCGUGGGAAGACCGGCCCUCCUCAACAGGAUCGACGCAGUUCCCGUACAACCCUCUGACGAUGCGGAUGCUGAGCAGCACGCCCCCCACCUCGAUGGCCUGCGCCCCGCCGUCUGCCAGCCAGGCCGCGGCGCAUCAGCCCAGCAGGAUGUGGGAGCGUGAGCCCGCGCCCCUGCUCUCCGCCCAGUACGAGACUCUUUCGGACAGCGAUGACUGAAACGGGAAAGGGCGUGCUUUUUUAAAACCGACAGACAAAAUAUAAAAAUUCAGCGGGGAGGUUGGAAACCAGUUGGGUUUAUGGGGUUGCUGCAUUUUUCUUAAAAGCGACAAGUCCCCAGAGACUGUUGAAAUGAGAGCGAGGGCUUUCGGGAGAUGAAGAAGUUUUGCAGGAAUCUGUUUAUGGAGCAAGGAAGAGGAUUCCUUUCUGCGCGAGCUGCAAGGGAAGAGUCAGCGUCCUGAAGAUAAAUAUGUAAAGAGUUUUUUUUUUUUUAAAAAAAGAGGACGUAUUCCUGAGCGACAUCCUUAUUUGUAAAGAGAACCGUAACAUAAUGUCUCUAAGAAAAGAAAAAAAAAAUCAUUCUUAUGUAAA
This is a messenger RNA of Python bivittatus (Burmese python), 8219 nucleotides long. It is a transcript of the gene NCOR1, whose product is annotated as nuclear receptor corepressor 1. Gene Ontology annotation, molecular function: nuclear thyroid hormone receptor binding; transcription corepressor activity. Lineage: Eukaryota; Metazoa; Chordata; Lepidosauria; Squamata; Pythonidae. The record is from RefSeq and is a predicted model, not a curated record. Gene Ontology annotation, cellular component: chromatin. Gene Ontology annotation, biological process: negative regulation of transcription by RNA polymerase II.